Messenger RNA from Choloepus didactylus (southern two-toed sloth), 919 nucleotides. RefSeq names its product RRP15-like protein. The record is from RefSeq and is a predicted model, not a curated record. Gene Ontology annotation, biological process: maturation of 5.8S rRNA; maturation of LSU-rRNA. Gene Ontology annotation, cellular component: preribosome, large subunit precursor. NCBI's taxonomy places the organism in Eukaryota, Metazoa, Chordata, Mammalia, Pilosa, Megalonychidae.
AUGGCCACUGCCGUUCAGGGAUCACAUGUGAAUGCGGGGAAAAAGCUGAAAAAUUCCCUAAAGAAGAAAAAGAAGAUGAAAAUGGUAGCCAGGGCCGCAGCAUCAGAGCUGGAAGAUGAACACAAAGACACUGCAGACAGCGGAGGUUCUGUAGGAAGCUGUGGAUCAGAAAAGGACCAAUUUUCUGAUGAUGAAGCAGUAGAAGCUGACAAUGAAGAUGAUGUUGAACCUUGUGACAAAGAAAAUGAGAACGCUGCAGAAUCUGGUGUUGGAACUAAUACGGGCUGGGCAGAUGCCAUGGCUAAGAUCCUUAACAAAAAAACUCCUAAAAGUAAACCCACCAUUUUGGUCAAAAACAAAGAGCUGGAAAAGGAAAAAGAAAAGUUAAAGCAAGAGAGACUAGAGAAAAGAAAACAGCUUGAUAAGAAGCGGGAGUGGGAAAUGAUAUGCAGAGUAAAGCCAGAUGUUGUCAAAGACAAAGAAACAGAAAGAAAUCUUCAGAGAAUUGCAACAAGGGGUGUGGUGCAAUUAUUUGAUGCUGUUCAGAAGCAUCAGAAGAAUGUUGAUGAAAAGGUUAAAGAAUCUGGAAGCUCUAUGAGAAAGCGUGCUAAGUUGAUAUCAACAGUUUCUAAGAAAGAUUUCAUCAGUGUUCUUAGAGGACAGGAUGGAAGUACAAAUGAGAAGAGUUCUACUGGGAGGAACCCAAAAGCCAAACAGGCUGAAAUGAAAUCAGAAGAGGGCCCAGGAUGGUCUAUCCUACGUGAUGAUUUCAUGAUGGGAGCAUCUAUGAAAGACUGGGACAAAGAAAGUGAUGGGCCAGAUGACAGCAGAACAGGAUCUGGAAGUGACUCUGACACAUGAAGUUAUAUAGGAAGCAAAAUUUUUAAUCAUUUUAUUUUUCCUGGAAAAGUCUUCACGC